Messenger RNA from Carica papaya (papaya), 1148 nucleotides. Its product is annotated as E3 ubiquitin-protein ligase RHA2A. The record is from RefSeq and is a predicted model, not a curated record. Lineage: Eukaryota; Viridiplantae; Streptophyta; Magnoliopsida; Brassicales; Caricaceae.
CACACAAGAACCCAAAUCUCAUCGCUCUGGUACAAAACCUCCUGCCCUCUCAUUUUACAUGUGCACCUUCUCCUUCCUCUUACCCCUUCUCCCGGACUUCUCCAUCUUCUAUACAUACACACAUACAGAAUCGUGUAUACAUAUCUUUCCUCUGGCUAUAAAACAACAAGUAUAUAGAUAGAUAGAGAUAUUCAUACAUACAUCGAGAGGAAAAGAGAAGAAAAUGGGAUUACAGAGCCAACUGAACGACAUCUCAUCGGAUUCAAUCCCUCUUCUGGUGGUGGCCAUGAUCGCCGGCGCGAUGAACCAGCUCCGCUCAUUUCUCCACGGCAUCUUCCAAUCCAUGGGCUUCCUGCCCCGACUGGACCCGGACCCGGACCAGGGUCGGUUCCUAGGCUCGGGUCUUGCCAAUCUCGUCGUCCUCGCCGAGCAACUGAAUAUCAACCGCGUUUUCUCCUAUCGCUACUGCUGCCGCGGCGAUGGUUCCGAUUGCGUAGUGUGCUUGUCCACGUUAAGGGACGGGGACCGCGUGCGCAUGCUCGAUUGCCGCCACGUGUUCCAUAAAGAUUGCUUUGACGGUUGGCUCGAUCAUCUCCAUUUCACCUGUCCCCUGUGCCGCACUCCCCUGGUCUCCGACGAGCGCGUGGCAGUCACCCGGCGCCGCGUGGGUGGGGAUUUACUUGCGUGGUUUCCGUUGAGAUGAUGCGCGCGCGUGCGCACCAGGUUGUCUAUUGGAUGGAGUAGUCCAUAGCGGUGGUGAUGAUGUGCACGAUCACGUCGACGAUGAUGAUCACGAUGUGAUAACGGUGGUUUUUAACGACGACGACGAUAGUUUUUACCGUUUUUUAACCUUUUCCAGUUUACAGAGAGUUGGUGGCCGUUUGGACCAUGUGGCUACCCUUUUCUUUUUUUAGUUUCUCCUUUUCUGCUUUUUUAUUUUUGUCUUUUUCUCUUCUCCAUUUUUUUUUUUUUUUGAAGGGCCCUCUUUCGUGGGCACUUUUUUUUUUAACCUUUCAACCGCUGUAAAUUCUUUUCUUUUUUUUUUUUUUUUUUUUACAGUUUUAGUAUUUGCAAUAGGGGUUGGCACCUAUUGUAUGUAAAAACCAUGCUUGGCUUAUGAGAAAAUGCUUCUAGUUCUGUUUCCUCAA